AUGACCUACAAAGAUAAAGUGCCUCACACUGUUGGAGAUGUUAAGUCCUUGCUGGGAUUCCUGGGGUACUAUCGCUCCUUCAUUCAAGACUUUUCCCGGUUGGCCAAGCUGCUGUUUGAACUUCCCCAGAAACCUAGCAAUGCUGACAAAGUGUCUGUGUUCAGGAUUGUGUUGUUGGGGAAAAGUGAGGACAAGAAGACCAAACUUGGUAACAUCAUUACUGGUUGUGAAAGUUUUCAAUACCAAAAACAAUCCCUAAAAAUGCAAUGUGUGGCCUCCUGUGGAGAGUGGAGAGGAAAAUCAUUAAGAGUGGUGAAAACUCCCGACAUGUUCGGUCUGUCUGAGGAGAAAAUAAGACGAGAAGUGAAGAGCUGUGUGAGUCUCUGUCCUCCUGGACCAAACGUUCUGCUGCUGUUAGUGAAACCUUCUGAUUUCACUGAGGAGAACAGAAAAACUCUGAAGUUCAUCUUGAGUUUGUUUGGUGAAGAUUCCUUUAAACACUUUAUUGCCGUCAUAACCAACAGGGAUGAAAAUAGCAAAUCUGUAAAUGAACUCCUUAGAGAAUGUGGAGGAAGACGCUACAACAUGUACGAAGAUAACUGUAGAUCAUUAAUGAAGAAGAUUCAAAAGAUGAUAAAUGAAUCCAGUGAACCUCCCCGGCAAAAACGAGAACCGUCUUUAAACCUGGUUCUGUGUGGGAGGAGAGGAGCAGGGAAGACGUCAGCAGCCAAGGCCAUUUUAGGUCAGACUGAGCUUCAUUCAGUCUCCAACUCAUCAGAGUGUGUUAAACAUCAGGGAGAGGUGUGUGGACGUUGGGUUUCCCUGGUGGAGCUGCCUGCCUUGUAUGGAAAACCUCAGGAGGCAGUGAUGGAGGAAUCACUCAGGUGUAUCUCCCUCUGUGAUCCUGAGGGUGUCCAUGCCUUCAUCCUGGUCCUACCUGCAGGUCACCUCACCGAUGAAGACAAGGAAGAGUUGAAGACCUUCCAGAACACAUUCAGCUCUCGAGUCAAUGACUUCACCAUGAUUCUGUUCACUGUCCUGUCAGAUUUUACUGAUCCAGCUGUUCUUAACUUUCUAAAAGAAAACAAGGACAUCCAGGAGCUCUGUGAGAACUGUGGGGGACGGUAUUUUGUUCUCAACAUGAAGGACAAAGACAAGAUCCCAGAAUUGUUGGAGACUGCAGAAAAGAUGAGACUGCGUAAAGAUAAAUCAAGCUGCUAUACAAAAGAAACUUUUGGACAUGCCACAAUAGCUCAAAUUAUAACUGCGCAGAAGGAGAAUAAAGCACUAAAAGCUGAACUUAAAUCCUAUGAGGAUAAACAGAGCAGAGAUCCUCUCAGGAUUGUGCUGAUUGGGAAGACGGGCAGUGGAAAGAGCUCUACAGGAAAUGUCAUUCUAGGAAGAAAGGCCUUUGAAGCCAAAGCAAUCCAGAUGUCACUCACCAAAUGCUGUCAGAAAGCAUACGGUGAAGUGGACGGUCGUCCUGUUGCUGUGGUCGACACUCCUGGACUGUUUGACUCAACUUUGUCUCAUGAUGAAGUUCAUAAGGAGUUGGUGAAAUGCAUCAGUCUCCUGGCUCCAGGACCACAUGUCUUCCUUUUGGUGAUGCAGAUUGGCAGAUUCACACCAGAGGAGAAGGAGACAUUAGAGCUGAUCAAGAAAUUCUUUGGAAAAGAUUCUGAGAAGUUCACCAUCUUUCUCUUCACAGGAGGAGAUACACUGGAACAUGAAGAGCAGUCCAUUGAAGAGUACAUUGAAAAGGGAUGUGAUGAUUAUUUUAAGAAUCUGAUCUCAAACUGUGGAGGAAGAUACCAUGUGUUCAAUAACUAUGAUAAAGAAAGCCAAACACAAAUCAGUGAGCUGAUAACAAAGAUUGACACCAUGGUGAAAGAAAAUGGAGGCAGCUGCUUCACCAAUGAGAUGCUGCAGGAGGCUGAAGCAGCGAUACAGAAACAACAGGAGACGAUCCUGAAAGAGAACGAAGAAGCGAUGAAGAGAGAAAUGCAGGAGCUUGAAAGAAAACAUGAAGAAGAAAUAAAGACAGAAACUGUAAAUGACACAGAAUUAACAGAAAAACAACUUCGUGAAAUGAAGGGGAAGAUUAAAAAAGAUGAUCCACAGAGAAAGAAAGAAAAUGAAAUGAGAGAAGAAGAGGAGAGGAAAAAGAAAGAGGAGGAAAAACAUCAACAAAAGAAAUGGGAACAAGAACGGGAAGCUUUGAAGGAACGAAUCCGGUCAUCAACGAACAGGCCGGCAACUGAUCAGAAACUGGAACAAAUUAGAAAAGAAAUGGAAGAAAAACGCGAAUCCUGGGAGAGGGAAAGAAAGGAGUGGUGGGAAAAACGACACGAAGAAAAUGAACAGAGACGUCAAGAGGAGGAAAGGAGACAUAAAAAGCUUCAAGAAGAGUAUAAACAGGAGAGGAGAAAAUAUAAAAUGAGGAAAAAACUAUACAGAAAAGAGAAAAAAGAAUUAGAGGUAAAGUACAAGAGAGAGAUGGAAGACAUUAAGAGGAAAUAUGAAGAGGAAGCGAGAAGGAAAGCUGAAGAAUUCAGUGAAUUCAUAAAGAAAUACAGCGGAGCUGUUCCUUUACAACCAGCAGCUGAAGACUUUCCUAAAACCUGCGCGAUCCUGUAA
Messenger RNA from Pelmatolapia mariae (spotted tilapia), 2637 nucleotides. RefSeq names its product GTPase IMAP family member 8-like. The record is from RefSeq and is a predicted model, not a curated record. Lineage: Eukaryota; Metazoa; Chordata; Actinopteri; Cichliformes; Cichlidae. Bases 1 to 2637 code for a protein of 878 amino acids. Gene Ontology annotation, molecular function: GTP binding. The transcript has 3 exons.